GGGUCGAUUGAGUUGAUGACUGAUGUUAGAACUCAGUAAUCAAACCAAUGUUUUCCCUCUUUUCAAAAAUUAAAGUUUUAUAAAUAAACAUUUGUGUAAAAUGUUGUGAAAUAGACGUUAAAUAGUGUUUGCAAUUAAUGGACCCAUGUAUAAUAACGGUAUGGCCUGUGAUCUUAUAAGUGCGAGGACAAAGUUAUGCUAAUUUACUCCCCAUGUUACCGGGUUCACCUACGUACCUGGCAUUAGAAGGAGCACAAUAUAAGUAGAAAUGGUCAAGUGAGGGGUGGCGAGAUGACUCUGUCUGUGGUGACAGUACUGUUGCUCGUCUGGGCUUUUUCCUCGAAUGCUUUCGAUAUAUCUCAAUGCAUCGCCCCGCUGGGUAUGGAGAGCGGGCUAAUUCCCGACAAGGACCUAACCGCUAGUUCCUCGUUCAACGAUGGCAACGUGGGACCACAAAAUGGACGUUUAAACCAGGAUAUUAAGAGCGGCGCGUGGUGCCCUAAACCUCAAAUCACGACCGAGUCGACUGAGUGGCUGCAGAUAAAUCUGCAUUCCGUGCAUGUGAUUACGGCAACUGGCACCCAGGGCCGCUUCGGUAACUCUCAGGGUGUCGAGUAUGCUGAACUGUAUAUGUUGGAGUACUGGCGGCCGAAGUUGGGGAAAUGGAUCCGCUACAGAUCUCAAGAUGGACAAGAGAAAUUAAGUGGAAAUACGAACACGUAUUUGGAGAAGAAGAAUCAGUUAGACCCGCCGAUAUGGGCAUCGAAGAUACGUUUUAUACCGUACAGUUCACAUCGGCGCACUGUAUGUAUGAGAGUUGAACUAUACGGAUGCUACUGGAGCGUCGGUAUCGUAUCAUACUCGAUGCCCAAGGGUAACAGGCGCAGCAACGGCGUGGAAUUAACAGAUGUGAUAUACGACGGACAAUGGGGGGAUGACUUAUUGCGAGGUGGUCUGGGGCAGCUAGUUGAUGGCCAGUUUGGUGGUGAUGAGAUCAGAGAGGCUGCGAAGAAUUCUGCUUGGGUCGGGUGGCGAAAUGAUACUAAACCACCUGUUCUCACGUUCGAGUUUGAUAAAAUCAGGGAGUUUAGUGCAGUGCAUCUUUAUUGUAAUAACAAGUUUAUGAGAGAUGUUCAGGUGUUCUCCGAAGCUAUUGUAACGUUUUCGAUUGGCGGGAGACAUUUUCAAGACGAUCCGAUUCACUACACAACAGUGACCGAUAAUAUUUUCGAGAACUCGCGCAAUGUUACAAUCAAACUGCACCACCGUAUCGGGAAGUGGGUUCGAAUCCAGUUGCAUUUCUCAGCAAGGUGGAUACUGAUCAGUGAAGUGGUGUUUGAUUCAGAUGUCGCACAGGGUAACUACACUCCCGAGAAUUCAAAACCUACCGUCGGCAAGGAUAAAUCGAAAAAGACACUGCCCAGUAACGUUCCUAUAUCCACUGCAAAUCAGGACGACCCACUAUACAUGGCGAUUGUGAUCGGAGUUCUAACAGCUCUAGUGAUAUUAUUAAUAGUUGCUGUAAUCCUCAUUGUACAUAGACACCGACAUAGGAAAUGUUUCGCGUCACCUUCAGCAAAAACGACGAUUGCCCAACGUGCUGUGUCAGAGAAUUAUAACCCUUGCGGUACAUCAAUGUUGCCGGAUAAUAAGAUAAUAAUCGAUUGCGGACUAGAUGUUAAGUCUGAUGAAUAUCAGGAGCCAUAUCAAGCGCUGAAAUGCGCGCCAUACUUUAGCUAUAGUACAGUAUUACUAGAGAUGAAAGAUUUCGUUAAGGAUUCCAAUACAGCUUUGUCAGAUAGUUCUAACUACGAUUACGCGGUACCGGAGUUAAGUUCAGCCCCGCUGCUAACAAAGCGCCGGCUAGGUGAUAACCUUUCAGACAGAGCAACUGAGUUAAUGAGUGAUCACUUUGAGAAGAUGUCGGAUUUGGAAGCGAGAAGAUCGGCCGCUGGCUCGAUCCGGUCCAAACAUUCCCAUUCAACUCGGUCGCCAAGUCAACAAGAGGUGCUGAUAGAUUUGAAGCGACGCCUUGAAACUACUAAUGUGAUCGAGUUUCCGAGACACAGACUGAGAAUGAUCUCGAAGUUAGCUGAGGGUGCAUUUGGAACUGUAUAUGUGGCUGAAGCAGACGGGGUUCCAGAGUACAAUGGUACAGUAACGUCAGAGAAUCGCUUGGUGGCCGUCAAGUUCCUCUGUCACGACGCCUCGCUUAAGGAGAGGUAUAUCAUGGAGGAGUUUGAGAGAGAUGUUCGUAUAUUGGCUGCUCUGUCGUCGCCUCACUUGGCGCGAGUUCUUGGUGCUUGUCGAUCGCCACCGUUAGCGGUCGUUCUAGAGUAUUUAGAGUUGGGCGAUCUCUGCACAUUCCUUCGCACCACAUUACCACCGUCGAUGCCCACUUUGCUACACAUCGCCGUUCAGAUUUCAGCGGGCAUGCAAUACUUGGAAUCGUUAAAUUUCGUGCACAGGGACUUGGCAGCGAGAAAUAUUCUAGUCGGCAAGGGGUAUCAAGUGAAGAUAAGCGACUUUGGCACGGAUAACGACCUUUAUGCAUGUGAUUAUUACAAGGCAGAGGGCAGAAUACCACUGCCGUUACGCUGGGCUGCAUGGGAAUCGGUGUUUGGGGGAAAGUAUACUACGAAGAGUGAUGUUUGGGCUUUCGCGGUAACACUGCACGAAAUAUUUACCGUCUGCAGGAGACGGCCCUACGAACAUCUGACGGACUCCGAGGUACUUGAGAAUCUCUCGCACUUGGAAGCAGAUGACGACAUGUUCGAACACAUAGAGCGUUCUGCCGGAACUCCGCGGGAUAUUUAUGAGGUGAUGCGAGAGUGUUGGCGACGCGACGAACGCGAUAGACCAACCUUCACCGAGCUACACCUGAUGUUGCAACGGAGACUCGCCACGUGAUACCACCAUAUGAACGGCAAAUUUUAAGCUUGUUUACUUUAAACUCCAUUUAAUUUCCUAGUGGUUAUCAUGCUAAAUUAUGGCUACUCAUAAACUACUUCCCACUGAAAUUUUGGGGAAACUGCCUUUCUGGGGUGACGUCAUAUUUGUUUUUGUGGCUUUUGAAAUAAAUUAAGAAAUUGGUUACAUAAUUAUUAUUUGAAUAUAUUUACUUUAUUUAUUAAAAAACGGAUUUACUCGCGGUUUAUCGGUGUAGGCAGCGGCUAGUUUCGGACUAUUGAUGGUUAAUUUUUAAGUACAUUUUGUGCAACCGUGAAUACCAAUAGUAACAGAUAAGUUUCAGUAAUAUCGUGAUCGUCAUCACCUGCCCUGUUAAGCCGCGCAAUGCGAGCGGAAAUCCGUUCGAAACAAGUCGAACAUAUUUAUAAUUUUUUCGUUUGAAGUCAGUAUUGUAUCAAUUUUGAAAUGUGACGUCACAUAGCUCAUGUCGCCCUUCCCCUUUUGACGUGUGUCGUAGUUUAUGGGUAUCCUUUCUACUAGUCAAGAUGUUAAUUGACUUUUACGCUAAUUAUUGCAAAUUUAUACAAAUGGCAAUUUAUUGUCACAACAAUGGUCUCAGUUAGUGUCAUUUUUAUAAUUUAGAAACGUUACAAUGGUAACUAUCGCUAGAUGUGUGUCUUGACGUCUAGUCAUUUGGCCUGGAAAACAUUUGUAAAGAGAACGUCUACCUAAAAAUGGGUGCUUAUUAUUUUGUGAAAACUUUGUGCCAGCUAUUUCAGUUUAAAUAUUUUUUGUCGAUAAGUAAUUAAUACGGAAAUCUCGUUUCUUUGUACAAUUAAUAUUAUUAUUAAUUUUAUAUUGAUAUUAUAAUAAUUAUUAAUAGAAUUGGAAAGACGUUCUCUUAUUUAUUUUUAAAGGUUAAUUUCUCAUGUGAUUUGCUUGUUUUAUCAUUUUUUUAUCACACAUGAGGCGUUUCGGUUUAGUUUUAAAUUUACAAAAGUUUUAAUUUUCAGAUUUACUGCCCACAAACUCGCCAAUAUUUUUCAUUUAAAUUUGUUUUAAUUGCAUUAUAAAAAGAAAAUUAAUUUCCAUUAUUUUAGACACAAACACAUCAAACAUUCUAAUGCUCUAUAACAGUUCAGUAAUGUGACAGGCCAGGUUUAUUAUUUUAGUGUGCGUGACAAGCUAGGUUCGUCUCACACUCGCGAUUUGAACGUCACUUUGUUUAAGCGAGCGUGCGUUGCUAAAAUAGAGAUUAAGAGUUAGCCGCUUUUUUUUCUUCUUGCUGUCGCAGUCUAUCUAGAGUCUAAACGUACAAAUGGUGUAAGGCACUAUCAGCCUUAUUGAAUUAUUUUAUUUAUUUUAUAUGGGCUAACAAAUCGAUUGUGGAAGCAAUAAAGUCGAGAUGAUCAAGUACAAAGUUUGAAUUACAUUAAAAAAAAAAACUAUAUAAUUGCCCUCGGUCGGUAUUAAUCUUUACAUGUUACAUUAACAUACCUAAUAUAAUCAUUCCAUACAUUGUAUGGAGAUGAUAUUUCACUGACCUGUGUAAAUACCACUGGACAGGCUGUUCCGUAUUAUGUUUGACACCAAAUUUUUUGUGCCUAUUUGAAGCGCCACUCGCGAGCGUCCAGAGAACUAAUUUUGACGUAUAAUACAAAUGGCUGCGAGAGAAGCGAACAAUACUCUGAAGUGUUAUCGCAUUUUGUAUUAAUUGCGGUCGUUUUCCAUGUUAUUUAUACUUUAGGAACCAACUUAAUCAAGUACACAUUUUUUUGUAAAUAGUUUUCAUAUCGAUGUUUGUUUAGCUGAGGCUGUCAUUACUGGUUUUAUUUAGUACCGCAGACUCUCGCUACAUGGCCAACAGCGCCAAAAUGGCGAAUAACAAACAGGCACAAAAGCACUUUGACAGCUGCCAGUCCAGUAGUAUAUAGUAGAGGUCAGUGGGAUAUUUAUAUUUUAAUGGCAUAAAUAAAUCAUGUGAAAUUUAUAUUUUAGGUAUAUAAAAUAACAUUGUCAUGAAAAAUUAUCAUUAUUCGAAUCCUUAUCUUGAAGUUAUACGAGAUAUUUUUUAUUAAUGGAUUAAUUUUAUGUUUAUUUAAAGUUAUAAUUUAAUAUAAAGACCAAUAAUUACACUAUGUUCACUAUAAACCGAUAAUCCAUUAAAAAAAUCUCAUGAAGGAUUCCUGAACGGUUCUUUAAAGUAAACCGUAAGGUUUGUGUUAUAGACCUAAACCGGAAUAAUAUAUUUGUUAUGAAAAUAAGGGACGAGACGAGCAGGACGUUCAGCUGAGGGUAAUUGAUACGUCUUGCCCAUUACAAUGCAGUGCCGGUCAGGAUUCUUGAAAAACCCAAAAAUUCUGAACGGCACUACAAUUGCGCUCGUCACCUUGAGACAUAAGAUGUUAAGGCUCCUUAGCACAGGAAUUUCACUAGCUACGGCGCCCUUCAGACAGAAACACAGUAAUGUUCACACAUUACUGCUUCACAGCGGAAAUAGCCGCCGUUGUGGUACACACAAUCUAGCCGGCAUCCUGUGCAAAGGAGCCUACCACUGGUUUUUAUUUAUUUUAACGGAUUAUCGGGAUUUUAGUGGUCGUAAUAGUUUUAGUCAAUUAAACUUAUAAUUAUUUAGAUGCAGAUUACGUCUAUGCUGACAACGACAUUUUUAACAUGGAAUAUGACGGCCUAAUUUGGUCCUUCUAAUAUUAAUUAUAAAUGUAUUAUUAGGUGUUAUUUAUUUCCUGUGAGUCGGGAUUUGAUUAAACAUAUACGGUGUUGUUACAAAAAAGUUAAACUCGGGUUGAAUACUUGUUUUAAAAAAGUUCUAUUACAAAUCCGUGUUUUUCUGUUGUUAAGCGUCAAUCUAUAGAGGUCGUUUAACAGUUAGACACUGUUUAACAAAACACAUGUUUAAAUAAUUUUUCGUAAUAACACCGAUUCUGUCUUAUAAAUAAACGCAAUGUAAAGUUACCCCAAGUUUAAAAUUACUUCACCCUGUCAUGUAAUUAUAUAGUGACAAAGGUAAAAGUUUUAAAUUUGGAACACAGUAUUUGUGUUAUUAAUAAACGCGAAGUAAAGUUAUUCGUAAAUUAAAACUUUAUCCUUAUAUUAUCUACCUUUGUCACUACAGAAUUACAUUACGGGGAGAAGUAAUUUUAAACUUGAAGUAACUUUACACUGCGGUUAAUAUUAACAUAGAAGAAGCACCAGUAAAAGAAAAAAAUCUUUACCGUUAUUACAAAGUACCCUCUUUUUCCGAAGCCAGACAGGGAUAUUCAAAAGAAUAUUUGUAUUAUACUAUAUUAUUUACGAGAAUCAAGCAAAUUAACUUAUUUAUCUAUGUAUUGUGAAUAUAUUAUUUAUUUGCACAUGUCUACGACAAUAAUAACGGAAUGCCUUUGUAUCUUAUUUAAGUCCAAUCUCCUCUCCUCUACUAUAACACUAAUAUUUCACGUUUAAUUGUUUAGUACUACGCGGUUAUAUAACAUGACUUAAUAUGCAAUCUUAUAAUUAAAAAGUCUUCAUACUUUAAUAAUUGUUAGUAUUGGUUCUCAACAACCUGCCAAUAUCAAUCACUCACGAAGAUGUGAAAUAUUACUUUAAUAAAUAUUGUCAAUGGUAGUUUUUCAGUUUUGCGGUCUUGUAUUAACUAGGUACGUAUCCUCAUGCAUAUUAUAGAAUUAUGAUCUUAUGAAUUCCAUUGUAUUCUAUAGACCUUGUUUAUAAUUUGUUGUGGUAAUUACGACACCAAUAAUUGGACGUUAUUCCAGAAAAACGUUCCAAACCACAAUCAUGUCGAAAUUGAGUUAAGAACACAAAACUGGUCACGUGAUUCAUAUCAACGAACUGACAAAAAAUAUCAGCCCUAGUGUCACUCUUUAAAUGACAUCAUGACUUAGUAGCCCAACCCACAUGUAUAGAAUACACUAUUAUUUAAUAAACUUUAAACACGAUUUCCUUAAAAUGUGAUAUUUGUGGCUUGGAACGUUUUCAGGAAUGACGUCCAAUUACGAUUUGUUGUAAAUUUUACCUGACUCGACUUCGCAUUGCGAUGUAUAUAAGUGUUAUGUAUCUGUUGUGUUAUAUACACAUAGUAGAAAAUGCCGUCAGUUGAGUUUUGUUGCGUUGCUUAUUUAUUCUUACUUCCAAUUCCAUGUUUUCCGGAUGCUUAAACAAAGUUGCAAUCCGUUGUUAAUGUAAGUAAAAAUGACGGCUUAAACUUAGCUUUAUUUAGGUUUGUGUCUAGUGUGUAAAUUUAUUUAAAUAACUAUUUAGUUUAAAUAACAUAUUGUGAAGUAUACUUCGUUGCGGUAUAAAUUUUCCGAUUCGAAUAAUUUACCAGCUUAAAUAAUAUUUUGCUUCAAUAUUGCUUUGAACUUGCUGCCCAACCUGGUCGUAGAUAAUGGUACUUAAUUUAAUAUUAUAUUGAAGGUUUUCAGAGACAUUUUUUUUAAAUGUUGCAAUUAAGGUAACAAAAGACAAACAAGAAGACUGCGAAUUCAAAUCUCGAAUAAAAAUAACUCAAACACAACGAUUUUUUAAAACUUUUAUCGUGUGUUUUUAGAUCGCUCAAUCGCUGGCACAAAACACAUUUUUGAAUAGAUUCACGUUAGGUAUCGCUUACGUUUUAUAUAGAUUAGAAAAUGGAACUGACAAUUAUGUAGUCACAUAGAUUUCUUUGUAAUGAUAAGGCACAAGAUUCUUAAUGAGCUUAUAUGGCUAUAGAGUAGUGCUACAUGUUGUAGUAUUUAAUAGUUAUUACGAGUUAGAUAUACCAUUGCGGUACCACUUUACAAGUCAGCUACGAUUAAUAGACAUUAGGAACCGUUCUUCCUCCAUUUAUUGUAAGUAUUUAUGCAUUUCACAGAGACAAGUAUCUUAAUCUGUAUUAUAAACUAUAUUUUGUUACAAAACACGACAUUCUGAUUUUGUAAUUCAAUUUUUUUUAUAAUUCUAGGUUUCAAAGCUAGUUUAAUAAGUGAAAUACCCUAGAUUUAUAACUGCAGAAGUAAAUUCAGAUAUUUUUAUUCUAGGAUUUUAAAAUCAUUUGUUGUAACAGCGUUCAAUGGAACGUCAAAACCCGUUAGAAUAGAUAUGUCUUAGAAUCAAGAAGAACGCGGAAAAAAAUUUUAGCACCUUUCUAUUACCAUAGAUCUGGUAUAAUUUAGAUUUAGACAGUCAUUGAUGUGAUAGUAGGUCUUAUGUACAAUAGCGGUCUAAAAAUGUUUAACACCUUAAGGUUUAUAAUUGCAAGUACACAUCGAUGUCACAAAGUCGACAGUAUAUUGUGUCAUUGAUAUGAUAAGGCAGGUGAUAUGAUCCUAUAUAAAACAUUUUAGACUUUACUGCGCACAAUGGGAUAAAGAAUCUAAUUUGAAAACUGAUAAACAUUUUUAGACAGCAACCGUGCAUGUACCUAAUGUUCAAAAUGCUGAUGAUGAAACAAAUGACUGAGCAUUCUUCAGCUCCUGCCCUUCUGUUCCAUCUGAGGUUAAGAGAUUAUCUAUCUGUUACAGUGACGAUGAUUGUAACACAUCACUAAAUGAGGCGUAGAAUAAACCGAUACUAUCCCAAUUAUAUUGAAAGAUUCAUCCUGAGAUAAACUGUAAGCUCCGAUGCGUAUUUACACAGCGGCACUGAAACCUUUCAAUCGGAAUAAAUAGCGCACAUUAGAAUAAAUAGUGAAAAAAUUAAACAAAAUUUUUUGAAAAAGAAAUGUAAAUAGGCGACCUACGCGGACUUGUGAUUGGUUACAAACAGUUACGUCAUAGAUCAUAACCUCAAAGAAACAAGCGAAGGGGAUUGGUUGAAAACUAUUAUUCUAAUAUAAUAAUAAUUAAAAGCAUUCUUUUAUUUCACAUCGGCUUAGAACAAUCGUGUUGUUUUUCAAGUACUUGAAAUUCCCUGAAAUGAUUACACUUAUAAAAAUAACUUAUAAAAUAUUUGAAGUUAAUCUUCAAAUCAUAUUUGUAGGCAAAGCGAUUUGCUACAAAUUAUGUCUACGAAUUUUUUGUAGGACGCAUAGUUUCCGAGAUAUCGCGAAAAAGGUGUUUGCACCCCUUUUUCCAAGAUGGCGGCUGAGGGACAUGGGUGGCGACCCCACAAACUUGAGGUUAAGCUUCUAUUGACCCCCCACACACGUCCCAAAAAUAAAAUUGUGUCCUCAUGUAACAUUUCAAUGGACUAAAUCUUAUAUAAUGCGAGUCGUUGAUUAUUAAUAUUAUAAAUAAAUGAUAAAAGUAACAAACGUUUGUUCUUAGAGCAGUUAAAAGUUAUGGCGCAGCGGGUACAGUGUGUUCAACAUUUGGAUAAUAAUUGAUAUACAGUGAAUAAAUUAAAAUAUAACUGAAUAUUUUAGACCUAAAAAAGUGACUGUUCAUUACUUGAGGUAUAAUAUUUUUUUUCCAUUUUCUAAGUGUUAUUAAUAUUUAAAUAAUAUAAUCAAUGAGAGUUGUGUAUUCUGUCUAUAUGUCUACUGUUGGCUCAAAUAACAAAAUACUUUUUACAAGUGGAAUGCAUGGACCUGUUUGAUAAUUUAAAUGACCUAACCUAAUCUAUUUUAGAAUUUUUCUCUUAUCAAGUUACCGAUACAAUAAUAGUCGUUUAUUUUGUUAACAGAUUUCAAUUAAAC
Messenger RNA from Leptidea sinapis, 9544 nucleotides. It is a transcript of the gene Tkz, whose product is annotated as discoidin domain-containing receptor 2-like. Gene Ontology annotation, molecular function: ATP binding; protein tyrosine kinase collagen receptor activity; collagen binding. Gene Ontology annotation, biological process: protein phosphorylation; positive regulation of kinase activity; multicellular organism development. NCBI's taxonomy places the organism in Eukaryota, Metazoa, Arthropoda, Insecta, Lepidoptera, Pieridae. The transcript has 15 exons. The coding region runs from base 292 to 2910 and encodes 872 amino acids. The record is from RefSeq and is a predicted model, not a curated record. Gene Ontology annotation, cellular component: signaling receptor complex.